Molecule: messenger RNA, 267 nt
Organism: Myotis davidii
Lineage: Eukaryota; Metazoa; Chordata; Mammalia; Chiroptera; Vespertilionidae
Gene: SOX12
Product: SRY-box 12
Exons: 1
Biological process (GO): cell differentiation; positive regulation of transcription by RNA polymerase II; negative regulation of transcription by RNA polymerase II
Molecular function (GO): DNA-binding transcription factor activity, RNA polymerase II-specific; RNA polymerase II cis-regulatory region sequence-specific DNA binding
Source: RefSeq, a predicted model, not a curated record
GGGCCGGCUGAAGAGGGGGCGCGUGAGCCCGGCUGGUGCAAGACCCCGAGCGGGCACAUUAAGAGACCGAUGAACGCGUUCAUGGUGUGGUCACAACACGAGCGGCGGAAGAUCAUGCACCAGUGGCCCGACAUGCACAACGCCGAGAUCUCCCAGCGCCUGGGCCGCCGCUGGCAGCUGCUGCAGGACUCGGAGAAGAUCCCGUUCGUGCGGGAGGCGGAGCGGCUGCGCCUCAAGCACAUGGCGGAUUACCCGGACUACAAGUAC